AUGUCUGCAACUGCUGACGUACUCCAGUCGAUGCCGACCCCCGUCGAGGGCGAUUCUGUAACCGACGCCUGCAAGCUGGAAUCGACUAAAACAAAACCCCCGCAUCUGGGUCACCCCCUGAUGGACAACUCAAAGGCAGCUAGCCAAGCCAAGAUGUUUUGGCUCGCCUCAAGUUGUGCUCUUAUUCGCCCCGAGAAGUUCGCUCGCAGCUAUGCGAAUAUGACACGAUAUGCAAGUGCUAGCAGAGCCGACCGACAAGUCCGGGUGCAUCGAAUUGGGCCCGCCGUAGCCGCUAUACGUGAUAGUUGGUUUAGAGCUUUCCUCGCCGGGGGGGGGGGGGAGAACACCUCGAACUCUCGAAUCUCGACGACUCAACGGCUCGCCGUUGAUGCAUGUCUGCGCCCCAAUCUUCUCUUUGUCGUCCUUUGGAAGUCUGAUUGGACCGUGUCAGCCUGCAACACGAAUCCUUAG
Molecule: messenger RNA, 471 nt
Organism: Colletotrichum godetiae
Lineage: Eukaryota; Fungi; Ascomycota; Sordariomycetes; Glomerellales; Glomerellaceae
Exons: 1
Coding region: 1-471 (156 amino acids)
Source: RefSeq, a predicted model, not a curated record